Messenger RNA from Echinococcus granulosus, 1428 nucleotides. RefSeq names its product Protein C-ets-2. Gene Ontology annotation, cellular component: nucleus. The transcript is spliced from 4 exons. Lineage: Eukaryota; Metazoa; Platyhelminthes; Cestoda; Cyclophyllidea; Taeniidae. The coding region runs from base 1 to 1428 and encodes 475 amino acids. The record is from RefSeq and is a predicted model, not a curated record. Gene Ontology annotation, biological process: cell differentiation; regulation of transcription by RNA polymerase II. Gene Ontology annotation, molecular function: sequence-specific DNA binding; DNA-binding transcription factor activity, RNA polymerase II-specific.
AUGCAGACAGCGGCGACGCCGGUCAGUGGCCAGUCGUGGCACGAGGCGGUGGAUGGACGAUGCUAUUCCUUUUCCACCGAGCUCCUCUUUGCUGGCACAGGCGUGGAAGCCGCUACAGGGAAGGCGGAGGCCACCCUAGAAGCGACGACUCAAAGUCUUCUACAUCGACGUCUAGAUCGAAGCAAACGAGGCAGUGGUAGUGCUGGCAAUGGCACCGCAAGGUGCACAAACGGACGCCUCAAAAGCAGAGGCGGUGGGCACGGUGAUACAGAUGGAGGAGAAGAACAACACCAGACUGAACAUCCUCCUCACACUCCCAACGCCGUCGUCUGCUGGAAGUGUAAUAAGGUGACCUCCCAAUCAGUAUGUCAUGGGAGCAAGAGCAGCAGCAGUAGUUGCCCGAGUGCGAAUCGAGCCUCCGUAGGCACCUGUGACCACACUAGCAAUCUCUCCACUCCCCAACCUGUAGAAUUAGGCAAUAUCUUUCCCAAGGGUAUGGCGACACAGGAGCGUCAGUCUUCGGCACCGCCACUCGUAAUGACGAGCCGGAUUAGCUCGUACAGGGACUGCACGACGAGAAUGCCCUCAUCACCCUUGCAGACUCCACCCUUCAGUCCAAAACAAAGCUUUCAGCACCACAGUCACCACCUUCAGCAUCCUCAAAAUUAUCAUCCCCCUCAACAACAGCAACAGGAACAACCACCAGGCUCGGGGGCGAGCAGCUGGACAUCAGGAUCAUCGAGGAACGCCGCAUCGAGUACUGGCAAUCCCUCGCCAUGUUUCCUCAGAGCUACUGGUGUCUCACCGACGGAUGUUUACUCAUACAAUCAAGCAGAAUGGGACACUAACUACAAAGCCGACACACCUGCAAUCUCACUGCCACCUCCACAAGCACUAACCUCGACGCCUACCAGUCUGGGAUGGGUGGUGUCCGAGUACGCGAAGGAAGGGGCAGAGCGGGAGGGGGAGAAGGGGCUUCACUGGCUUGACCCCCUUGGCUCCUCCUCACCACCUCCUCCACCCCAGCCCUCAAAGCAGCAGUCACAACAGGUGUCGGGUAGUGGUGGUAGUGGCGGACAAAUUCAGCUGUGGCAGUUCCUGCUGGACGAGUUGCAAGACCCUCUCUCCUCGCGCUACAUCUGCUGGACGGGCCACGGCGCUGAAUUCAAGCUGAAAGACCCCAACGAGGUGGCCCGCCGAUGGGGUCUACGAAAGAACAAGCCGAAGAUGAACUACGAGAAGCUGAGCCGAGGACUACGCUACUACUACGAUAAGAAAAUCAUUGAGAAAUCUACGGGCAAGCGCUACGUCUACCGGUUUUCGCCGAAGAUUGAGGAGCUGAUCAAGCGCACCAAGGGUGUUGGACCCAACUUCUACCGCGACAGUGGAACCAGCAGUGCCAAAGGCAGCGACAACACGCCCCUAUGA